This is a messenger RNA of Misgurnus anguillicaudatus (oriental weatherfish), 3390 nucleotides long. It is a transcript of the gene mepcea, whose product is annotated as methylphosphate capping enzyme a. Gene Ontology annotation, biological process: snRNA modification. The record is from RefSeq and is a predicted model, not a curated record. Gene Ontology annotation, molecular function: O-methyltransferase activity; RNA methyltransferase activity; snRNA binding. Lineage: Eukaryota; Metazoa; Chordata; Actinopteri; Cypriniformes; Cobitidae.
UUCACGUCCUCUUCAAUGGCAGCCUGAAAAAUGAUAGAGAUGUCCGUUGACAAAGAAACUGUAUUAUCAUGUGAGGGGAAAACAGACCCUCCUUCCCAUGCACCUGAACUCUCUGGAAAUGAUACCAUCAUCCUCCAUUCACCCAUAAAGACGACCGACUCACACCUUUGCAAAGAGGACCGUAAAGAAACAGGAAGUGAGACAUCACACGAGCACAAAGAGAGAACUGCAGGUAGCAAAGUGGAGAAUGAAAGUGGCUUGCUCGAGACUAAUUUGUCUACGCAGGCCCAAAAUGAUACCCAGCAGUUCAAAACCCAACCGCAGAGAAUCAAUAAGCGGCGCAACACUAUGAGCGCCGGAUUCAAGUACCCCGGUUUCGGUAAACGACGCCGCCGUGCCAAUUCGGAGAGCAGCUCAGUCUUACCGACAAACUUCCUGCUGGGCGGGAACAUUUUUGACCCACUCAACCUUAACAGCCUUUUGGACGAAGAGGUGAACCGGGCACUUAAUGCAGAGACGCCCAAGUCCUCGCCACUGCCGGCCAAAAGCAGAGACCCUGUGGAGAUCCUGAUACCCAGAGACAUCACAGACCCCCUCAACCUUAACUGCCCAAGUGCAGGAGACAGAAGUUUUAUGGUGUCUCCCCUUAAAAGUGGUGGUGGUGGCAGGCGAAGACAUCGGAACAAGCACCAUGGAGCAGGCGCAGGAGGAGGUGCACGAGGUUUGGGUGAAGCGGCCAUAACACAGACUGAACUAACAGAGUCGAAUGGCUCCUCGGCUGUCCAAGCUGAUAGAGCCGCAUCAGUGCCCAUGUCAUGUUUGGAUUCAGGCACUGAGGUGGACAGCCAUGUCCCUGAGGUCCUGAAAGAGGACCAAAUGCCAUUGAGCUCCACUCUUGAGUCUCUGGGUUUAAACCAGCCUGAUUCAAAUACUAGUGGCAAUGAUGAGAAAGACAAAAGGCCUAGCGUGCCACCUGGCAUCGACACCAACCUUUCAUCAAAGAGGCCACGCAGACGCAAGCGUGCCGGGAGCAGAAUGGAAAUUUCAGACGGUUCACAUGUGGCAAGAAACUAUUCUCAGCCCUUUCACCCCACAGGAACGGGUUGUGAAGGUCCUAGCAGGCCGCAACAACAUCCAAGCCAUUGCAGGUCACAGUGCAAUGACAAGCAGCAGCAGCAGAGAAAGAAAUUUCAGUACGGCAACUACAACAAAUACUAUGGAUAUCGGAAUCCAGGGCUGAGUGAAGAUCCUCGAAUCCGGGUGUUGAAACCAGCGUGGUUCCAAGGGAAGGCCGUGUUAGAUUUGGGUUGCAACACUGGACACCUAACUCUGUCCAUCGCCAAGAACUGGCGACCGGCGCGAAUCGUGGGUCUGGAUAUUGACGGAGAGCUGAUACACGCCGCCCGACAGAACAUACGCCAUUACCUGUCUGAAGUACAUGUGCAGCAGGCCCGACGUUCAGGGGAAAAUGGAGAGAGGAAUGCAGAAGAUGUGAAAGAGAGAAAAGAGGAGAUUGUGUAGGAAAUGAGAGAGCUGGAGAGAAUCGCUGUGGAUGAAAUAAACACAUGCAUGGCUGAAGUCCCUAAAGAAAAGGAAGGCAGGUGGAAGAAUAAAGCGAAUGAUCCAGAGCAUAAAUCCACAGAUGACAAUCAGGAACGAGAGGAUCGGAAAAUGGAAGACGGGGCAUGUGUGGGUCUCCCUGAUGGGAAAAAUUCAUUCCCAGUGUCGCUCAGGAUCUCAAGAGGACCCAUAGCUGCCCCUCCUUUGCCUGACACGAGCACAAACAAUCUACCACCUGGAGAUUUCCCUGCUAACAUCACCUUUGUUAAGGGGAAUUACGUGCUGGAAAGUGACUUGUUGCUUCAGACGCAAAAGGAAGAAUAUGACGUGAUCCUGUGUUUAAGUGUGACUAAAUGGGUCCACCUGAACUGGGGUGAUGCAGGACUCAAACGGCUCUUUCACAGGGUUUACAGACACCUGAGACCAGGAGGACUUUUCAUCUUAGAGCCUCAGCCAUGGAACUCUUACGGCAGGAGAAAGAAACUCACUGAGGUCAUCUAUAAGAACUACCACAGCAUACGAUUUAGGCCGGAUCAGUUCUCUUGCUAUCUGACUACUGAGGUUGGCUUCACCAGUUAUGAGCUCAUCGGAAAUUCACAGAGUUUAUCUAGAGGUUUUCAGAGACCAAUCUACCUUUUUCACAAAGGACCCUCACGUCAGAAGUGAUAGCACCAGUUUGGACCACCAGACCAGAAAAUUCAAGACUUUGAUAUGGAAAGCAACCAGCAUUUAAAGCCUCUGUAACUUUUGAGCAUUUUUCAUAUUUCUUUGAAAUUGGUACAAGACUAAAACUGAAUUUGACACUUUCGAUAUUCGGAAUAAUUGGUGCUAAAUUUAAAUUUCGCUCUCCGGCUAUUAAAAUGCAAAAAACCUCUGAUGUUUCCAGUGAAGAUCUACACCAAUGAACCUACAGAGAUGUCAGCAGGUGUUACUGGUUUCUCUCAAACAACAGUCCAGUGCUGGAAAAGAAAUCAAUUUGCGUCAAGUAAUUUUCUUAAUGUUCGUAAAUACAAAUUAAUUAUUUUGGAAUGAAAGGAAUAAUGUUGAAAUUCCCAAAAGUGAAAUCUCAAGAAAUGCUGUCUUUCAAGCACACAAAAAAUAAAUGUAUACAUUCUUCUUAUGAUCUUUAGAGAUUGAGGAUUUGAAAUGUUUGGUUAUAUUUGCAAGAUGUAUAUUAUUUGUUUUGAGUUUUUUUGUUCAAAAGGAAAUAUUAGAGUCUGUUCACCAAAAUGUUCACGUGAAGCUCUGGUUUAUGUUCUUUUGUUUUUGCUGUGGAAUUCACUUUUUUUGUUAAACAACAAGCAUUGCUUUUAAUAAAGAGAGGAUAUUUCCUUUUUAUGUCGAUUUUAACAUCCGUCUAUUUAUCACCGGUUUUGCAGCCAGAUUAAACUAACAAACUGCCAAUAGGUCUCCAUUCAUAUUAUUUUCUGGUCUACCCAGGACAUAAUUUAGUCUUUAACAUCUCAAGUUCAAGACUCCCAGUGUGAUGUCCUGAAAAACAGUCAAGUUUCUAUUGAAUUGGAAGGAUUUGACUUCUUUUUGAAGUGGUGCAUCAAGGAAUGAUAAUGAAAUUCAUUUUUUAUCUGAAUGUAUUCUGAUUUGUUAAUUGUUAAAAGUUGUUAAUUUGUUUAAAGUGAAACCAAUUUCCACUGAUGUAUGACACAUUGUUAGUUGUAUUCAUAUUAAAAGUUUGCACUAAAAUGAGGGAACAAAUUGGUCUCCCAUAUUUGUAUUUUGUGCAAAAAGUUGAUGAAUCUCUAAAAAGAGUUAUUUUGCAUUGAAAGGGCCAAUUCGAAGCAAUUGACAAAAAUAAACUGCAAAAUAAUAUGG